This is a messenger RNA of Arachis ipaensis, 5640 nucleotides long. The record is from RefSeq and is a predicted model, not a curated record. NCBI's taxonomy places the organism in Eukaryota, Viridiplantae, Streptophyta, Magnoliopsida, Fabales, Fabaceae.
CAUUUUGCUGUUACUUUGGCGCCAAAAGCAAGUUUGAACAUACGCCUCGUCCUCAUCGUUUCUGAGCUUGAACCCGGACGAGAAUGUACGAUUCGCAGGAAGUGGAUUUGGAUUUCGAAGAAGAAGCUGACACUGUCUUCGUCAACGACACCUCAUGCUCCCAGGGCCACCGUUCCUCCUUAAAUCUCCGGACUCAGCUCGGCGGCUCCAUCUGCCUCCUCUGCUUCUCCAACCUAGUCUCAAACCCUCUCUCCCCAACCGUCCACGUGUCCUAUGCUCUCUCCCAGAUCGAACGGUCCCUCUCUCACCCUCCCUUCCUCCUAUCAGUGCUCGCAUUCCACCCUCAGUUCCUCCUCUCUCCUCUCGUCGCUGCCCUCUCCUCCUUCGACGAUGAGCCCAUUGCUGCGCAGAUUAUCCGCCUCAUUGUCAAUCUCUGCGCAUCCAAUGAUCCCUCCGUUCGACAAGAGUUCGUCGGUCGGGUUUUCGAUAGGAUUGCCUCCGGUACUCUGGCCUGGAGCUCCCGUCAGUUGCACAUGAUACACUGCCUUGGGGUUCUUCUGAAUUGUGAAAAUGAUGAUCUAAUAGCACAUAUCAGAGAUGUAUACGGCCUCAUUACCAUUCUUGUUACCGGUCUUCAAUUGCCAAGUGAUGAGAUCCGUGGCGAGAUCCUUUUUGUCCUUUACAAACUGUAUGCUCUUAAGAAUACAUCUACUGAGGGAGAUGACACUGAUAUCUUAGUUCCCUUUUGUCCGACGCUCCUGUACCUAUUGGGAGACGUUCUCAUGAAGUCUCAAAAUGAUGAUGUUCGCUUGAAUUGUAUUGCACUUUUGACUAUGUUGGCUCAAGGACAUUUGCUCAGGGAAGAAGGUGCAUAUGAUACUUGUCACCUUUCUUACUCUGAUGGAGCUGACUCUGAAGAAAACAUUGAGGGAGCCAAGGAGUUAUCUCUGGUUAAUCUGCUUGCAGAAGCCAUCAAAGGUCCACUGCUUUCAUCGAACAGUCAAGUCCAAAUCAGCACUCUGGAUUUACUAUUUCAUUAUCUGUCUUCCAUUGGAACUUUAGACAAUCAGAUUCAUGUCAUGGUAGAAGAAAACAUUGCAGAUUAUGUAUUUGAAGUAUUAAGAUAUUCAGUAUUACAUUAUGUGGCUGAAGUUCCUUUUCACCCAGCUCAAUACCAGACUUUGAAGCUCAUUUAUGAAUGCAUUUCUGAGUGUCCUGGAGCUGUAUCAUCUUCUCAAAUGGAGGAGUUGGUUCUUGUUUUGAUAAAAAUGCUUAAAAAGAAUUCUAAUGGAGAGAUGGGUAUGACUCCUGAUACUUUUAUAAUGGCUUGCUCAGUCUUUGUGGUCCUUAUCAGAUCUCCAUCUUGUAAUGGAGAUUUAGAUCUGCCAAAAUCUGUUGAGGAUGCAGUGAAACAUGCCGCAUUAUCUUGUAUCUGCAUCUCUGAAAGGGACAUUAACCAAAUCUUGCAAUGUCUGUACCUACUUAAAGAGGCAUAUGCAUACAGUCAUGAUGGGAACACCAUCAACUCUAGUAAGCUGACACUUAGAAGCUGCAUUCUAGAUAUAUGUAGAACACAUUUGCUUCCUUGGCUCGUAUCUGGCAUCCAUGAAAUGGAAGAGGAAAUUGUCCUGGCUGUGCUUGAAACUUUUCAUUUGAUACUUUUGCAUUCUAGUAAUGAUGCCAUGGAAUUUGCAGAGUCCCUGAUUUCAUCCAGUUGGUUCAGUUUUUCAUUUGGAUGUUUGGGUUUGUUUACUGGAGAUAGGAUGAAAUAUAGAGUAUAUUUGUUACUCAGCUCCCUUAUAGAUUCUCUCCAGGGAAAUGAUUCUGGACAACCAAUUAGAGAUGCUGCAUUGGACCUACCAUCCGAUCCUGUUGACUUAGUCUUUCUACUUGGGCAGAGGAGAAGUAACAAUUUAAACUUGUCCUCUUGCCAAACUGCUAUUUUGCUGAUUAUGUAUACUCGUACACUAUAUGAUAUAAGAAUUGCUGAUGAGAAGUUGGUUUUAGCUUCCCUUGAACAAUAUAUUCUUCUGAAUGGAAGUGAUUUUCAUGAUCCAACCAAAGAUAACUUGAUAGUGACACAACUGGUAAAUCUGUACGGAUUGUUAAGGGGUCUUGGCAAGAUGAACCACGGAAUUCAUUACAGUCGAGAAGCUGAAGAGAUUCUGUUUCGGCUCAUAAAGAAUGAUGAAUGGGAUUUACUUUCUGGAAGUAUUCACACAGUAUCAUUGAGGUGGUUGUUUCAACAAGAGAAUAUAGUCGAAUCUUUGGGUCAUCAAAUUUUAGCAUUCUGCAGAAGCUACAACUUAGAAGGAGGUGACAUAAUUAUUGGGAACAUUUAUCAAACUAUAGAUGUACAGACGCUUGCAGAGUUAGUAUCUGAAAAAGAUAAUUAUGGAGCUAGACUUUUCAUAUGCUUAUUGGCACAGCUCUUUGAGGAAGAAGGUCAAGAACAUGAUGUGAUUUCGGUUCUAAAUCUUAUGGCAACCUUAAUUCACAUCUGUCCAGCUGCUUCUGACCAGCUAUCUUUGCAUGGAAUAGGGUCAACAAUCAGGACUUGGUGCUAUUCGAGCAAUACCUUCUCAGAAACAACUUUCAUGUCCAUCUUGCUUUUAGUUUUUAACAUUUUGAGUUCAGUGCAUCCUGAAGCACUUUCAGCUGAUCAGAGUUGGAUUGCAGUAACCAUGAAGAUGAUGGAGUAUUUUAUUCCACCAGAAAAUUCUGAUGUUUUAAGUAAUGAAAGUCUCUUUGCAAUUGGUAUUCUUUCCAUGAUUUUGCAUCUUUCCACCAGUAAAGCACUUGAAGAGGCAUCAAAGACUAUUCUUUUCAACACUAGCAUAAUAUCUGUAGUCAAUACUGCAGUCUGUGCUGCUGCAUCAAAGGGACCUGCUUUGGUUGACCAUGAUGAGGGAACAAGCACUGGAGAAACAUUAAUCUUUGUUCUUUUGCUUCAUUACUUCGCUAUUAGAAGUUUGCAUGCCACUGUUCAAGGGGUUGUGGAUUGGCAAAACUUCUUUGUUUUAACAAAUUCAGCAGAACCCCUACCCUUCAUUGGCAUCCACUGCCAUGAUUUGUGCAGAAUUCUGCAUUUUGGUUCUCCUGUGGUCAAGAUUAUUGCUUCUUAUAGCCUGUUAGAGUUGUUUAACAGAGUAUCAAAUCAAAUAAACAAUACACAUGAAGAGUUGAAAUGCUCCGUUGGGUACUUAAUGUCCAUAAAGAGUAUAUUGGAAGGCCUAGUUUUUUAUGAUGACGCGAGAGUGGCUACAAAUUGUGCCGUUUGCCUGUCAAUGCUUCUGAGAUGGGAAAAGCUGGAAAAUCAAACAAAACUACAUGGAAAGAGCAACUGGUGCAGAAUGAUUAUGGAAGAGAUGACAGCGUCUUUGGUAUCUCCUCGUUUAGCAUCUCCGUCACUUGCUAAAACUCAAAGACCUGCCAUACAUAUAGAUACUGUUUAACAAUUCAUGCAUAUCUGGCAUACUUAAUAGCAUUGAUGCAAGUAGUUUGAGCUCGGAAACUCUGGUUUUACUUCACGAACUACUCAAAUCAGACUUCUUAAGUACUGAGCAAACUGCAACUAUAAGUCAAAUGCUCCAGGAAUGCAGAAAGCACAUUUACACAAACUCCGAGUGUCUCCCGUCUGAACCAAUAAAGCAGGUCCUCACCACACCUUAUGAUCUGGGAGACGUUUACAGCUAUCUCAUUGAUUUAAUGUCAUCAGAGACAUACAUAGAUAUGGAUUCAUGGGGAUUUCAUGUGGGUAACAAGAGGCUCUUAGAAGAAAUAGAAUCGUUUUUGAGGACCCUCACUGUAGAUAAUAGAUGCAGAUAGCUUAGGUUUCAAAAUGGUAAGCAUGUUUGGAAUUCCAUUACCAAGUAUCAUAGUGAUUCUAUAUAUAUGUAUUUACCUCAUGAUCGCCAUCUUCAUCAUCAUCAUUGCCCCUCACAUAAUCACACUAACUAGUGUUAGUCCCAAUGCGAGCACAAGCAGCCCUACCUCACUUAUAUACUCUAGGUGCAGGCCCAUGUCUAGGAGGUGGUAGCGGGAUUGCAAGUAUUUGUGGUGCAUGGAGAUGCAUGCCAGCCUGCCUUGGUCCAACAAAAAAAAAAACACAACCUAUUACCUUCAAAGCACUACCUUACAUAGAAGAAAUGAUAAUGGGCAAAGAAAAUGCAUAAACUACCUGGUAUCAUAUCACCAUUUUUCUGCCCAUGUAACGUCCCAUAUUGUUGGAGAGGAAAACAUGUCUUGUAAGAGUGUAAAUACUUUUUUCUUGUUAUACAUUUUAAAUCCGGGAGAAACAACCCGAAAACGGAAAAUAUUACAAGCUGCAGAGCUGAUUGUAAUGUAAUGUAUGAUAAAUCUACAAUUCCUAAACCGCUAGUUACAAGUGUUUUUUUCAACCUCCUAAUCCCAACUGGACAAUAACAAUAAUGCGAGACAUUGAAACUUUUGUUAUCUGUUUUACAUACUCCAUCUCUUUUGUUAUCUGUUUUGUUUUCAUACAAUGAAUGUUACUUGCCACUAUACAUUGAUACUAAAGUAAUAAGGUCAUGAUACGUCCAUGUUUUCCUUUCUCUAUACUCUGGGUGAAGGGAAGAGUAUAUUUCUUCGCAGCUUUUUAGAAAAUGGCCUUUACCAAAUGCAGUAAGAACCAGAGAAUCUGUUUCCAUUUCUACAACUCGGUAAUGAUACCGCAUUCUUCUCCAUGCUUCUAAAGUUCCACUACCAUCAAAGCCGAUUCUGUUUGCAUCGAAUACAAUUCCAACAGUGACUAUAUCAGGCUUCACUCGAUACAUUGGCAAUAGCGAGAGCAAAAUCCUCAAGCUCUUGAAAUCUCUCAUCUUCACAUAAGCCAGCAUGAUGAUAUUGGCAGUGGUAACAUUCUAAUGAACCUUGGCAUCUUGCAUUUCUUGAACAAUUAUAUCCAUACCUUUUCGACUCAGAAGACAUGCAUAAGAUAGGAGGCGAAGACACCAUACAAGGUCAGAUUCACCAAAUGCUAAACGUAAAUCUAAUCCAAGGUCCUCUAACCUAGAAAACAUGUAGUUCUUGAUAUAAACCUCAGCCACUUUUCGUAUCAAAUCAUCAUCUAGACGUGUUUUUGAGUUCAACAAUUUUCUAUAAAACAUUUCCAUCUUUUCAACCAUUCCAAAUGUGGUGUAAGCAUCGAGCAUUGCAAUCAAUGUUGAAGAUUGCAAACGCAUUCUUUUCAAAAUCAUUCUUUGAUAUAAUUUUUCCAUCCUUUCGAGUACCCCACCAUGUGAAUACUCUUGUACAAGUAUAUUAUAAGUGAUAUGAUCAGGAGGACAACCAUCCAACUCCAUCUUUUUCACACACUUACCAAACUCAUCAUACAUUUUAAAUUUACCAUAAGCUCGUAUUAAUCCGUCAUAAGUCUCCGUGUCUGGCUCUAAAUCAAAUUCUUUCAUCUCAUCAAGAAAACACAAAGCUUCGCCAAAUUUACCUUCUCUGGAGAAACCGUGGAUAAUCGGAUUGUAGGUGUCCAAAGAAGGCUUGAGACCAUGAAUUUUCAUCUCUUGCAAUGUAGACAUGGCACCUUCCAUCAUCCCUCCUUCAACUAACAGGGAUAUUAUCUUGUUAUAGUUUAACUCACUAAUCCGGGAUUUCUCAAUGUUCUUC